CCGAGAACGCGCAGCGCAUGGAGGAGGCUCGGGACAACGCCUGCAACGACAUGGGCAAGAUGCUGCAGUUCCUCCUGCCCGUGGCCACCCAGAUCCAGCAGGACGUGAUCAAGGCCUACGGGUUCAGCAGCGACGGCGAAGGCGUCCUCAAGUUCGCCCGGCUGAUCAAGUCGUACGAGUCGCAGGACCCGGAGAUCGCCAGCAUGUCGGGAAAGCUCAAGGCCAUGUUCCUGCCGCCCAUGACGCUGCCGCCGCACGGGGCCGGCACCGGCGGAGUUGCGGCCUCCUGAGCCCGCGGGGUUCUCCCGGUGCUCCUUCCGAGGUGCAGGUCCUGUCAGCCCCGGGUGCGGGGCACCUGAACAACGGGGACACGGACCUGGAAGGAAUGGGAUGCUUCGUGCCCGCUCGUGUGUUGCUCGUGAAUAAAACCUGUGUUGAAAAUG
Molecule: messenger RNA, 443 nt
Organism: Cyanistes caeruleus (blue tit)
Lineage: Eukaryota; Metazoa; Chordata; Aves; Passeriformes; Paridae
Source: RefSeq, a predicted model, not a curated record